Messenger RNA from Sitophilus oryzae (rice weevil), 774 nucleotides. RefSeq lists its product as uncharacterized. The coding region runs from base 1 to 774 and encodes 257 amino acids. NCBI's taxonomy places the organism in Eukaryota, Metazoa, Arthropoda, Insecta, Coleoptera, Curculionidae. The record is from RefSeq and is a predicted model, not a curated record. The transcript has a single exon.
AUGAACCACUUCCUCCUAACCAUAAUUACAAUCGGUGCCUUUGUGGUUCCAGCAUUUUCGGGUGACAUUAAAACAAACUCGAUAGAUAAAAGUGAAUUUAAAAAAUCGUUCGGUAAAAUCUGCGACGAUUCUUCUUCAUCUUUCACUUGUUUAAAAAUGAACGUAGCAGCCUGGAUGGACAGAGUUAGUGAUACAGACAGUCUCGAUGUGUUUCCUGGUGUUUCGAUAGUGCGAGAACAGAAUAGUGUGACAGAAAAAACCGGUGAUAUAACUGCAGAAUUAGCUCGGCAGUUUCCCGAUGAUCCAAAUGCGCGUAUCGAUGCUUUUCUGCUUAAAAAAGUGUCCAGUUUCUUCACCAAUCACGCUAUCAAGUUGAAUUUCUGGAAUAACGCUGCUGAAAAUGAUUCAGUUGUUACAGCAAGGAAGAAGGAUAAAAAAGGAGAUGGAGGUAUGGGAAUGAUGUUGGCUAUGGGUGCCAUGAUGAAAGGAACUCUGAUGGCGAUAGCAAUGGGAGGUUUGGCCGCCUUAGCUGGAAAAGCCCUAAUGACUGGUUUGAUCGCGUUACUUUUAUCAGCUAUCACUGCACUGAAAGGAUUAUCAAGUGGAGGAGGGCAUUCAACUUAUGAAGUGAUUGCUAAACCUGUUUAUUCUGCUUCACAUUCGCAUUCUGUGGCUCAUGAAGGUGGAUGGGAUGGUGGAAACUAUGGACAUAAGAGGAGUCUGGAUCAAGCGCCGUUACCUUUAGGAUUAGCUCAAAAUUAUAUUCCUAAGUAA